AUGAGGGCUGCCUUCGCAGGGAGUGCUGCCUUCGCAUGGGGUGGUGCCUUCGCAAGGUAUGCUUCCUUCGCAGGGAGUGCUGCCAUUGCACAGAGUGCUGCCUUCACAAGGAGUGAAGCCUUCGCAAGGAGUGCUGCGUUCUCUUGGAGUGCUGCCUUCACAGGGAGUGCUGCCUUCACAAGGGAUGGUGCCUACGCACGUAGUGCUGCCUUCGCACGGAGUGCUGCCUUCGCAAAAAGUGGUGGAUUCGCAAGGGGUGCUGCCUUCGCACGGAGUGCUGUCUUUGCACAGAGUGCUGCCUUUGCACGGAGUGCUGUCUCCGCAUGGAAAGCAACCUUCGCAAGUAGUGCUUCCUUUGCACGGUAUGCUGCCUUUGCAAGUAGUUCUGCCUUCGCAAGGAGUGCUGCCUUUGCAAGGAGUGCUGCCUUCGCAAGGAGUGCUCCCUUCACAAAGAGGGCUGCCUCAGCAAGGAUUGCUGCAUUCGCAGGGAGUGCUGCCUUCGCAAGGAGUGGUGCCUAUGCACAUAGUGCUGCCUCCGCACAGGUUGCUGCCUUUGCAUGGAGUGCUGCCUUCGCACAGAGUGCAGCCUUCGCAUGGAGUGCUGCUUUUGCUCAGAGUGCUGCCUUCGCAAGGAGUGCAGCCAUCGCAAGGAGUGCUGCCUUCGCAGGCAGUGCUGCCUACGCAGGGAGUGCUGCCUUCGCAAGGAGAGCUGCCUUCACAAGGAAUGCUGCCUUUGCAAGGAUUGCUGCCUUCGCAAGGAGUGCUGCCUUCGCUAGGAGUGCUGCCCUUCUAAGGAGAGCUGGCUUCGCAAGGAGUGCUGCCAUCGCUAGGAGUGCUGCUUUCGCAAGGAGGGCUGACUUCGCAGGGAGUGCUGCCUUUGCAAGGAGUGCUGCCUUCGCAAGGAAUGGUGCCUUCGCAAGGAGUGCUGCCUUCGCAUGGAGUGCUGCAUCCUCAAGGAGUGCUGCCUUCGCAAGGUGUGCUGCCUUCGCAAGGUGUGCUGCCUUCGCAAGAAGUGCUGCCUUUGCAAGGAGCGCUGCCUUCACAGGCAGUGCUGCCUACGCAGGGAGUGCUGCCUUUGCAAGGAGAGCUGCCUUCACAAGGAAUGCUGCCUUUGAAGGGAUUGCUGCCUUCGCAAGGAGUGCUGCCUUCGCUAGGAGUGCUGCCCUUCUAAGGAGAGCUGCCUUCGCAAGGAGUGCUGCCAUCGCUAGGAGUGCUGCUUUCACAAGGAGGGCUGACUUCGCAGGGAGUGCUGCCUUUGCAAGGAGUGCUGCCUUCGCAAGGAGUGGUGCCUUCACAAGGAGUGCUGCCUUCGCGUGGAGUGCUGCAUCCGCAAGGAGUGCUGCCUUCGCAAGGUGUGCUGCCUUCGCAAGAAGUGCUGCCUUUGCAAGGAGCGCUGCCAUCACAAUUAGUGCUGCCUUCGCUAGGAGUGCUGCUUUCGCAAGGAGUGCUGCCUUCGCAAGGAAUGCUGCCUUCCCAAGGAGUGCUGCCUUGGGACCGAGUGCUGCCUUCCCUAGGAGUGUUGCCUUCGUACAGAGUGCAGCCUUCGCAAGGUGCUGCCUUCGCAAGGUGUGCUGCCUUUGCAAGGAGUACUUCCUUCGCAAGGAGUGCUGCCUUCGCAAGGAGUGCUGCCUUCGCUAG
Messenger RNA from Schistocerca cancellata (South American locust), 1638 nucleotides. RefSeq names its product trophinin-like. The coding region runs from base 1 to 1638 and encodes 545 amino acids. The transcript has a single exon. NCBI's taxonomy places the organism in Eukaryota, Metazoa, Arthropoda, Insecta, Orthoptera, Acrididae. The record is from RefSeq and is a predicted model, not a curated record.